This is a messenger RNA of Punctularia strigosozonata HHB-11173 SS5, 2055 nucleotides long. RefSeq names its product P-loop containing nucleoside triphosphate hydrolase protein. Gene Ontology annotation, biological process: ribosome biogenesis. Lineage: Eukaryota; Fungi; Basidiomycota; Agaricomycetes; Corticiales; Punctulariaceae. Gene Ontology annotation, molecular function: ATP binding; nucleic acid binding. Gene Ontology annotation, cellular component: nucleus. The transcript is spliced from 3 exons. The record is from RefSeq and is a predicted model, not a curated record. The coding region runs from base 1 to 2055 and encodes 684 amino acids.
AUGUCGCCCACCGCCGGGCUUGGGCUGUCUGCUUUCACUAGCUCAAGUUCACUAGCCUCAGGAUGCUGCAUCAAGCGCGCUCUGUUUAACGAGUUUCAUAGCUCAGCGACUUCGCAUCACGGGCUGAAGAGCACAUCGUCUAGAGGCAAACGGAAUGGUCCAACCGUGCGUACGGGACUCGCUAAGACUCUCAAACCCCGCUCCAAGGCGACCCCAUUCGAGUAUGCCAGCGUCCCAAGGCGCCCACGCCUGAGCAAACCUGCCGCGUCCGCCCACAAAGGCGUAGCGGCGCCGGACCUACACCCCCGUCUCCGCCUCGAGCCCCCGUCCGACUCCUCUUCCGCGAAUACAUCAAGGGCUGCCAAGAUCUACAACCCGCUCGGCGACGAGUUCGCGCUCACGACGCAGGCCGAGUCCGUCGACGCGCUCCCCCAACGGUUCACCUCCCCGCCCUUGAACGAAGGAUUGCUCACAUGCGUGCACGAAAUCCUUGGGCCAAACGCACGGCCGACGCCCAUUCAAGCGCUGGCGCUCAAGCACCUCCUGCCGCCAGCCGAAGAAUCUGCACCGACUCCAACGUGGAACGAAUACCUCCUCGCCUCCGAAACCGGCUCGGGCAAGUCGCUCGCCUACCUCCUUCCGAUGCUGCAUGCCCUCAAGGCGAGCGAGGGCGCCCCUGUGCGCCGUUCCAAGUAUGCAACCGCUCCACGCGCGCUCGUCCUCGCCCCUACGCACGAGCUUGCGCGCCAGCUAGCGACUUCCGCCAAGUCGCUCCUCCACGUCGCUAAGCUCCGCGUUCUCUGCGCCUCCCGCGCAAACGUGCCUAGUGCUUCAAAAUCCCCCGCGCGUCCACUCUCCGCGUCGAAAAUGGCCCGAGCCGGCGGCGCGUUCUUCCGCCCUCCGUCAUCGGGGGAGGAGGGCGGAGAUGUGGGCGAGAUAGACAUUCGCCCUGGGAUGGGUGGAACGCCGCGUCCGAUAGAUGUGCUCGUUGGCACGCCGAUGAAGAUUCUCGAAAUGGCUAAGGGACACGGCUGGGAUCGCGGUCUGGACGUGCGUCGCGCCGGCGACCCCAAGCGCGAAGUCCCGCCGGGUUGGGUCGUCCGUCGCCCGGAAAUGGGCCUUGAAAACGUUGAGUGGGUUGUCAUCGACGAGGCCGAUGUUCUCUUCGACUCCGACUUUCAAAAGGCGACGCGUCUGCUCCUCGCCGACAUCAGCGGCGCUCGCGGUCAUCCCGUGCCCCUCUCCCCCGACUUCAUCCCGAAAUCGGACCCUCGCCAACCCACCACGUCCACGUCAAUCACGUACCCCUUCAACCUCGUCCUCACAACUGCCACCGUCCCUUCCUCCCUCGGUACCUACCUCGAUACGCACCACUCGCGCAUGACCCGCCUCAUCUCUCCCGCACUGCAUAAGCUUCCCUCCAAGCUCGCGGUCGAGCAUGCCGCCUGGACCGGCGGCAAUCGCAACGCCGAUGUCGAGCAGCGCAUCCGGAGCGUCUGGCGGGACGACGCCGUCGCUGGCUUCGACCGGUCCAAGGUCCUCGUCUUCUUCAACAAGGGCACCAAGGUCGAAGAGUGCGCCGCCUUUCUGAACGAGAAGGGCGUCCCGACUGUUGCGCUGACGGGCACGAGCGCCGCACGCUCGCAGGGUUCCAACAGGCACAUCGCAAGCUUCCUUCGGCCGCGCCAGACGUCCUACGUCGCACCCAGUCUCUCCGACGCACCCCCACUUUCCAACCCCCCGGCCGCAGACGCGGCCACGAAAGCCAUCGUGCCCUCCAUCUCCACAUCUCCCUCGACUGACGAGCCCCGGGUGCUGAUCACGACCUCUCUUCUCUCCCGCGGGCUCGACUUCGACCCUUCGGUACGGCAUGUCUUCAUCGCGGACCCGCCGCGGAACAUGAUCGACUUUCUCCACCGCGCUGGCCGUGCAGGGCGGGCGGGCAUGCCCGGCAAGGUUGUCAUCUUCGGCAAGGCCAAGGGGCGCGGCUCGUCCCGCACUCGCGAGGUGAAGCAAAAGGUCGGCGCCGUCAUGGGGCGAAAGCGCAGGGUUUAG